AGCACUAUUAAGGGAUCAGGUAAGAGGAAAACUUGAAUCAAGCAAACCAAGCCUUUCUGCUAAAAUGCUAUGACAAUUAAGAAACGAAGAGGUUCAUUAAUAUACAAUAGUUUUCUAUUAUACUAAUUACUUGCCUCUAUUUGCCAGUGCGAGAUAACGCCACAAGCAGGUUUUUGGUGAGAAGCGCAAAGAGAGGCAGUGUCUCAUUGACAGCUCGCCAAAUUUAAUAAGAGCUUUACCAAAGGCAAACAACGCCCACACAUUAGUCAGCAUAGCGUCAAAUUCGGAUGCUUUUAGUGUGCGGUAUCAGUGACAAGUGUUAAUAGCCUUAUCUAUCAGUUAAGUGAAUUAGACAGGAUCAAUUAAAAUGUUCAUGUUAACUUGCAAAUUACAGCCAGUUGCCACACAGGAGUCGCCCAGCGAAGAACCAAAAUGAAUGCAUAUAGCGACAGUAGUUUUCAGUUCGACUUUAGUCAAUGGGAUUUUCCUGCGGAGCGCAUCUGGCGACACAAGCCGAUAGAGGAAAUCGCAUGGAAAGUUUGCUCCUUUUUGCCACUGAUUCUAUUUGGCCUAUACGCCAACUGCAUCUUAGUCUAUCUGAUAGCGACGAACCGUGCGCUGAAAUCGCCAACGAAUUUGAUUAUAGCCAAUAUGGCAGUGGCAGACUUUCUAACCCUGCUGAUUUGUCCCAUUAUGUUCCUGAUCAACGACUUCUAUCAGAACUUUCAGCUGGGCUGCGUGGGCUGCAAGCUGGAGGGUUUUCUCGUGGUUGUCUUUCUGAUCACAGCCGUACUGAAUCUAUCAGUGGUCAGCUACGAUCGCCUCACAGCCAUUGUUCUGCCGCAGGAGACGCGCCUAACGCUGCCUGGUGUCAAGAUAGUGAUAGCCUGCACCUGGCUAGCGGGCCUGCUGCUGGCACUGCCCUUGGCCAUCUAUCGCGAGUACAGAGUGCGCAUUUGGCUCAACUUUACGGAGCGGUACUGCAAGGAGAACACAAAUGUCUUGCCCAAGUACUGGUAUGUGCUCAUCACAGUGCUGGUCUGGCUGCCACUGAGCAUCAUGCUCAUCUGCUACACGGCCAUAUUUGUUAAGCUGGAUCGCUAUGAGAAGCGCGUUUUGAGUCGCGAAAAUCCGCUGACUGUGAACUACAAGCGAAGCGUGGCUAAGACGCUCUUCAUAGUGGUCACUGUGUUUGGGGUGCUGCGUUUGCCUUUCACCAUUUUUGUGGUGCAGCGCGAAACGUAUUACAAGACGGAGGCGAGCGUGGACUGCAGCGUGCAGUACUUUUCCUACUUCGCACAAUAUCUGAUAUUUGUCAAUGCCGCCGUCAACCCGAUCAUCUAUGGCUUCAACAAUGCGAACUUCAGGCGAGCCUAUGCGCAAAUUGGCUGCGUGAAGCGACGACGGGCAGCCACGGCGGGUCGCGUUCAUCGCUGCUGCUAUUGUGACUUUGUCAGAAAUAGGAAGUGUGCACCGGUAAAUGCCGAGCUGAACCUGCAGCGGGACAUGUCACAAACAGCUGCUGAGGAAACGAAAAAACUGGACGAAACCAGCGACACUUUUGCCAAUGCCGACGAGUCUCUAAUGACACACCUUAAUAGCGAGGGCUACAUUUAA
Drosophila hydei is the source of this 1617-nucleotide messenger RNA. RefSeq names its product galanin receptor type 1. Lineage: Eukaryota; Metazoa; Arthropoda; Insecta; Diptera; Drosophilidae. The record is from RefSeq and is a predicted model, not a curated record. Gene Ontology annotation, molecular function: G protein-coupled receptor activity. Gene Ontology annotation, cellular component: membrane. Bases 433 to 1617 code for a protein of 394 amino acids. Gene Ontology annotation, biological process: G protein-coupled receptor signaling pathway. The transcript is spliced from 3 exons.